GGGCAUCACAUGCAUGCUUGAACUUGUUUAUCCGGCUCAAAAUGCUGUGUUUCUUGGUAGACAUAUAACUAGGCUGUGACAGUUUUGUUUUUAUUAUUUUUGAGUGUGGAUCAAAGUGAUGUUUGAAGUUGUCUUAUUUUGUUUUGUAGGAAAUUUGGGGAGCUCCCUCAGCCAAAGCGUUUAACAAGGGAGGCAAUGCGCAACUACUUGAAGGAAAGAGGAGAUCAGACAGUACUCAUACUGCAUGCAAAAGUCGCACAGAAAUCAUACGGCAAUGAAAAAAGAUUCUUCUGUCCUCCACCAUGUGUUUACCUGAUGGGUUGUGGCUGGAAGAAAAAGAAGGAGCAGAUGGAGAGAGAGGGCUGCUCGGAGCAGGAGUCUCAGCCUUGUGCCUUUAUCGGCAUUGGAAACAGUGAACAAGAAAUGCAGCAGCUCAACUUGGAGGGCAAGAAUUUUUGCACAGCAAAAACAUUAUACAUUUCUGACUCGGACAAACGGAAGCACUUCAUGCUGUCAGUGAAAAUGUUCUACGGGAAUAGCGCGGAUAUCGGUGUCUUCCUCAGCAAACGAAUCAAGGUCAUCUCCAAACCUUCCAAAAAGAAACAGUCGCUGAAGAAUGCAGACCUAUGCAUAGCUUCUGGGACGAAGGUGGCUCUUUUUAACCGCUUGCGGUCCCAGACUGUCAGUACUCGGUACCUUCAUGUGGAAGGGGGAAACUUCCAUGCUAGUUCACAACAGUGGGGAGCCUUCUAUAUUCAUCUAUUGGAUGAUGAUGAGUCAGAGGGUGAAGAGUUUACAGUCAGAGAUGGUUAUAUCCAUUACGGUCAGACGGUGAAGCUGGUGUGCUCCGUGACAGGCAUGGCUCUACCCCGACUGAUCAUUCGUAAAGUGGACAAGCAGACAGCGCUAAUGGACGCCGAUGAUCCUGUGUCCCAACUACAUAAAUGUGCCUUCUACCUUAAAGAUACAGAGAGGAUGUAUCUCUGCCUGUCACAAGAGAGGAUAAUUCAGUUCCAGGCCACACCCUGUCCCAAAGAAACUAACAAAGAAAUGGUCAACGAUGGGGCGUCGUGGACAAUCAUCAGCACAGACAAAGCAGAGUACACUUUCUAUGAGGGGAUGGGCCCUGUACCUUCACCUGUCACACCCGUGCCUGUUGUUGAAAGUUUACAGCUGAAUGGAGGAGGAGACGUUGCCAUGCUGGAACUCACAGGACAGAACUUCACGCCUAACCUAAGAGUCUGGUUUGGAGAUGUAGAGGCAGACACAAUGUACAGGUGUGGCGAAAGUGUGCUCUGCGUGGUUCCCGAUAUUUCUGCGUUCCGUGAGGGGUGGCGUUGGGUUCGGCAGCCAGUGCAGGUUCCUGUGACUUUGGUCCGUAAUGAUGGCAUCAUCUACUCCACAGCUUUGACUUUUACCUACACGCCAGAGCCGGGACCACGUCCUCACUGCAGUGCCGCGGGAGCCAUACUGCGGGCCAACAGCAACUCCUCCACCUCACCAUCUUCAUCCUCCAGCCUACUGCUGCAGUCAGCCAUCGACAGCCAGGCAGGAUACGCAGCAACAGGGAGCGUGUCUUCAUCUUCCUCUUCCUCUGCUAUGUCUGUCUCCUAACCUGGGAAUCUCAGUGUGUGUUUGCAUGUGUGAGUAUGUGAGCCUUUGUGAGAGAUGGUGAUUGAUGUCUUGUGAGACAUAGAUUCAUGGGAUACGGAUCACAAAAAUGGAUAAUGGUGCCACAGAGAGAGAAGAAAAGAGAGAUAAGACUUCACACAAAGACUGGACAGAACAAAUGAAGAUGUCUCUUUUCUACUCUCUCUUUGUUGCGGUUCUUUUUCAGUCUGUUUCCUCACGUCGGGGGAAGUGGCUAAAGAAGUGAUGUGUGCCGUGGAUCAAGAUGCCACAGGAUCAACGCAUUAGCCUUCCAUAAAAACAAUCAAAAAACAACAACGAAAAACACUUUAUUUUCAAAUCCAAGCCUUUUCUAUGUGCAAGCUGGAAGUGGCUUUGAGUGAUGUUGUUUUCUACUAAAGGGCUUAAUGCACUGUUUCGCCAGGCUUGGAAGAAAAGUUAUCAUAGUAAUAUAGUUUUUACGGACCAAGGAAUAUUAUUAUUAUUAUUAUUUUUAUUGAUAUAUAAUUUUAUAAGCUUUAGCUAAGGUACAUUUUUCACCUUUUUCAGUUUUAUAACAUAUAGUAAACUUUUGUUACCAAAUAGUUUUGUAUAUUUCUUGUGAGCGUUUGGGCUCAGAAGGAAAAGGUUCAUGCAUUUUAAAAGCCUGAACUUAUAGCUGCCUUUACUCGUCUUGGCAAAUGCCUUAAGUCAUCUGGAGUUUCACCAGACCCUUUCUGUUUUGUAAUUAUAUUUUAUGUCAUGUA
Molecule: messenger RNA, 2375 nt
Organism: Sinocyclocheilus grahami
Lineage: Eukaryota; Metazoa; Chordata; Actinopteri; Cypriniformes; Cyprinidae
Product: recombining binding protein suppressor of hairless-like
Exons: 10
Coding region: 196-1614 (472 amino acids)
Biological process (GO): regulation of transcription by RNA polymerase II
Cellular component (GO): nucleus
Molecular function (GO): RNA polymerase II cis-regulatory region sequence-specific DNA binding; DNA-binding transcription activator activity, RNA polymerase II-specific
Source: RefSeq, a predicted model, not a curated record